AUGGGUUUAUGGAGCUCAUGCUGCUGCGGAGGUCGGAACCGCGAUGGCCUCUACGAGCCCGUUCUGGCUGACAGCGAACGGGAAGCUGUAGCUGACCUGCUGCAAUACCUCGAAAAUCGCGGCGAAACUGACUUCUUUUCUGGCGAACCGCUCCGAGCUCUCAGCACCCUUGUCUUCUCAGAGAACAUAGACCUUCAGCGCAGCGCGAGUUUGACCUUUGCCGAAAUCACUGAGAGAGAUGUUCGAGAGGUAGACCGUGAUACGUUGGAACCGAUCCUCUUCCUAUUGCAGAGCGCAGACAUUGAAGUGCAAAGAGCAGCAAGCGCUGCUUUGGGAAACUUGGCUGUCAAUAACGAGAACAAGGUGUUGAUUGUUCAGCUUGGCGGCUUGACGCCUUUGAUCCGCCAGAUGCUCUCGCCCAACGUCGAAGUGCAGUGCAAUGCAGUUGGAUGCAUCACCAACCUCGCCACGCAUGAGGAGAACAAGGCGAAGAUUGCUCGGUCCGGCGCUCUUGGACCGUUGACCCGCCUAGCCAAGUCGAGGGAUAUGCGAGUGCAGCGCAACGCAACUGGAGCGCUGCUGAACAUGACACACUCUGACGAGAAUCGCCAGCAGCUCGUGAACGCUGGUGCCAUCCCUGUCCUCGUCCAGCUCCUUUCCUCGCCCGAUGUCGAUGUUCAAUACUAUUGCACCACAGCUCUCAGCAACAUUGCCGUCGACGCAAAUAAUCGCCGCAAACUAGCGAGCUCCGAGACGAAGCUAGUUCAGUCCCUGGUGAACUUGAUGGACUCGUCGUCACCCAAAGUUCAGUGCCAAGCUGCGCUGGCUCUCCGAAAUUUGGCGUCGGAUGAGAAGUAUCAGCUCGAUAUCGUUCGCGCAAACGGCCUAGGCCCUCUCUUGCGUCUCCUCCAGUCGUCAUACUUGCCGUUGAUACUGUCCGCCGUUGCCUGCAUACGCAACAUCUCGAUACAUCCAAUGAACGAGUCUCCCAUCAUCGAGGCAAAUUUCUUGAAGCCCCUGGUGGAUUUGCUCGGGUCUACGGACAAUGAGGAGAUCCAAUGCCAUGCCAUCUCGACCCUUAGGAACUUGGCGGCAAGCUCAGACCGCAACAAGGCUUUAGUUCUUGAUGCUGGCGCUGUUCAGAAGUGCAAGCAGUUGGUGCUGGAUGUGCCAGUGACCGUCCAGUCCGAGAUGACGGCGGCGAUUGCAGUGCUGGCCCUGAGCGACGACCUCAAAUCGCAUUUGCUCAAUCUUGGCGUGUGCGAUGUGCUUAUUCCGUUGACGCACUCGGACAGCAUCGAGGUGCAAGGCAACAGCGCCGCUGCAUUGGGCAACCUGUCCUCGAAAGGUAAGCUUCGCUCGGUUAUGUUGGCAUUGUCACAAGAUUCUAAUCAUUUUGCAGUUGGCGACUAUUCAAUAUUCGUGCAAAAUUGGGACCAGCCACAGGAGGGCAUCCACGGCUAUCUUGGACGAUUUCUGCAGUCAGGUGAUGCGACCUUCCAACACAUUGCAGCCUGGACACUCCUGCAGCUCUUUGAGUCGGAGGAUAAGACUCUAAUCAGUCUCAUCGGCAAAGCCGAAGAUGUUAUUGAACAUAUCCGCAGCAUCGCAAACCGCCAUGUCGAGACUGGGCCCGAGGCUGAAGAGGAGGAUGAGGGUGAAGUUGCCAGCUUGGCGCAGCGCUGCCUUGAGCUAUUGGGGCAGACUGGCAACAAGACACACAUUGAGGGCUGA
Molecule: messenger RNA, 1734 nt
Organism: Emericellopsis atlantica
Lineage: Eukaryota; Fungi; Ascomycota; Sordariomycetes; Hypocreales; Bionectriaceae
Product: armadillo-type protein
Exons: 6
Coding region: 1-1734 (577 amino acids)
Biological process (GO): nucleus-vacuole junction assembly; vacuole inheritance
Cellular component (GO): fungal-type vacuole membrane
Molecular function (GO): protein binding; protein-membrane adaptor activity
Source: RefSeq, a predicted model, not a curated record